Molecule: messenger RNA, 6460 nt
Organism: Periophthalmus magnuspinnatus
Lineage: Eukaryota; Metazoa; Chordata; Actinopteri; Gobiiformes; Gobiidae
Product: protein unc-13 homolog C
Exons: 32
Coding region: 55-5286 (1743 amino acids)
Biological process (GO): synaptic transmission, glutamatergic; dense core granule priming; presynaptic dense core vesicle exocytosis
Cellular component (GO): terminal bouton; neuromuscular junction; synaptic vesicle membrane
Molecular function (GO): phospholipid binding; calmodulin binding; calcium ion binding
Source: RefSeq, a predicted model, not a curated record
CCUAGUGAGACUAAAGUUGCAAACAAAAUCUCCACAAAAGAGAGUCCUACAGUUAUGUCUAAAGAAAGUCCUAAAGAGCCCCCUAAAGAGAGUCCUAAAGUUACACCCAUCAUUAGUCCAGCUUCAACCCCAAAAGAGUCUCCAAAAGAGUCCCCUAAAGAGUCUCCUAAAGAGUCUCCCAAAGACUCUCCUAAAGAAUCCCCUAAAGAGUCUCCUAAAGAAUCACUGAAGGUCAUUCACAAGGAGCCCUCACAUGUUGCAUCUAAAGAAGUCAUCAAACCUGCUAAAGAACUUACCAAAGAAGCUGCAAAAACAACUCAAGAAGAGGUUACAAAAGAGACACCUAAACCAGCACCAAGAGCAGCGGGAAAAGUGCAGAAUAAAGAAAGUAAUCAUAAGAUUUCAACUAAAGAAGGUGCUAAAGUAGUGUCUCCAGAAAGUGUCAAAGUGCCCCAAACUGAGCAGAAAGCCACACCUGUUGAACCUGCUAAAGUUGAAGUUAAAGCGACCCCUAAAGUAUCUCAAAGAACUGUACCAAAAGAGGGAUCCAAAACACUUCCAAAACCAGAAAAGUUUCCUGAAUUGGAUGUCAACCACAGUUUUCAUCAAGCACAGAAUAAAUCUUCAAGUAUGUACCGCAGUCAAAGUGAAAUUCGAACAGAGAAAGUUGAAGAAGUUCCCAAAUCUUGGAGUAGCAGGCUAAGUAUUGACCUUAGUGAGAAAUCAUUUGGGUUUGGCUUUGGCUCUACUCUGCAAAGAGCUAAAUCAGCUUUGGAGGUUGUGUGGAAAACUGGCUCUCAACCCAAUCAGACUCCUCCUCCACCACCUCCACCUGAGGAGCCCUCCAGCUCGUCCUUUAUGGGCCGUUUCCGGACACUGUCUGGCUCAACUACGAGUAAUUCCAGCCCUGCACCUACUGCACCGCCUGAGGUCCAUAAAGAGCCCAUUCAACACAAAGCUGAGGAAGAGAAGAAACAAGACCUACCAGUGGAGUCUGAAGAACAGCCUGAUGGUGAAAUUCAUUAUGUGGAAGUGAUGGAGCAAGUGCUGGCUAACUUGGAGAACAGAACAAGUGUUGUUGAAACUGAGGAUGUAACAGAGCCGACACAGGAGUGUGAGACUUCUCAGGACUAUGACAUGUCUGAUGACAUUGAUGCCUCACAAGACAAUGAUGCCACUCAGGACAUUGAUAAUACUCAAGACCUAGAAGCCUCAGAGGGCUCAGAGGCCCCUAAAGAGGCUUGUGUUCUGGAAUAUGACUGCAGUUUAGACGAUCAAUACGACGAAGAGUAUAGUGAGGAAUUUGAGGCCCAUCUAACUCCGGCAACAGCUGAAUAUGAUGCUAUGGUUGAAUAUGUAGAUGUUGAAGAACCAGAUGAAACAGAGGACAACGAUGUAACUGAGGAGAUGGAAGAGGGUGUUGAGGACUUAGAGGAGGUGCCAGAGAUAGUGGAUGAGGCCAUAGAGGUGUCGACAAAUGUGGACCAACAGCAGGAAGAAGAAAACAAAAAUGUUCCAGAGGAGAAACCUUCAGAAGCACCUCCUAAAAAGCGUAUGCGACCCACAUUCAAGGAAGCUGCACUGAGAGCCUACAGAAAACAGAUGGCUGAGCUGGAGCAGCAGAUUCUGGCAGGAGACAGCAGCGCUUUGGAUUCACAGCCUCGCAGCAUUCUGGAUCCCAAACUGCUUGGCUUGCAGUCUGUAGGGGCUGGCAGUAUUCUUUAUGGUAUUGACAGCAUGCCAGAUUUACGUCGAAAGAGGACAGUGCCUCUUGUCCGAGACCUGACCCUCGCUGCACGAAAGGCAGGCAUCUCGUUCGCUCUAGUGAACCGCUCCACCCUGAAUAAUGAAGAUCUGAAACUCCAUGUUUUCAAGAAAACACUCCAAGCACUAAUUUACCCCAUUUCCUCUACAACGCCUCACAACUUUGAGGUCUGGACAGCCACAGCUCCCACUUACUGUCAUGAGUGUGAGGGGUUGCUCUGGGGCAUUGCACGCCAAGGGAUGCGCUGCUCUGAAUGUGGUGUCAAGUGCCACGAGAAGUGCCAGGACUUACUCAAUGCGGACUGUUUACAAAGGGCAGUGGAGAAGAGUUCUAAACAUGGAGCAGAGGACAAGACUCAGAAUAUUAUCAUGGCAAUGAAGGAACGCAUGAAGAUUCGGGAAAAGAACCGUCCUGAGGUGUUUGAAGUCAUUCAGGAAAUGUUCCAGAUUUCUAAAGAGGACUUCUCCACUCAUCUGAAAACUGCCAAGCAGGCUGUGCUGGACGGCACCUCCAAGUGGUCUGCCAAGAUCAGCAUUAUAGUCAUGAGUGCCCAAGGACUUCAGGCCAAGGAUAAAACUGGUUCAAGUGACCCUUAUGUAACAGUCCAAGUGGGUAAGACCAAGCGCCGGACCAAGACUAUUUUUGGAAACCUCAAUCCUGUCUGGGAUGAAAAGUUUUACUUUGAAUGCCACAACGCCACAGACCGCAUCAAGGUGCGAGUUUGGGAUGAGGAUGAUGACAUCAAGUCACGGGUCAAGCAGCAUUUCAAGAGGGAGUCGGAUGAUUUCUUAGGCCAAACCAUCAUCGAGGUCCGCACUUUGAGUGGAGAGAUGGACGUUUGGUAUAAUUUGGAUAAAAGAACAGACAAGUCUGCUGUUUCUGGGGCCAUCCGCCUGAAGAUCAGUGUUGAAAUGAAGGGAGAGGAGAACGUGGCUCCACCUCACGGACAGUACACCUGUCUACAUGAGAACCUGUUCCACUACCUGACGGAGGUGAAGAACGGCGGCGUGGUCAAGAUCCCGCAGGUGAAAGGGGACGAGGCGUGGAAGGUCUACUUUGACGACGUGUCCCAGGAGAUAGUGGAUGAGUUCGCCAUGAGAUACGGAGUGGAGUCCAUCUAUCAGGCUAUGACGCAUUUUUCCUGUCUUUCUGCCAAAUACAUGUGUCCCGGUGUGCCAGCCGUGAUGAGCAACCUGCUUGCAAAUAUAAACGCCUACUUCGCCCACACCACCACCACAACCACGGCAUCUGCUUCAGACAGAUUUGCAGCCUCUAACUUCGGGAGAGAGAAGUUUGUCAAAUUGCUGGACCAGCUACAUAACUCUCUGCGGAUCGACCUGUCCAAAUAUCGGGACAACUUCCCAGCAGGAAACCCAGAGCGACUCCAAGAUCUCAAGUCCACUGUUGAUCUUCUAACUAGCAUCACAUUUUUCAGGAUGAAGGUACAAGAGCUGCAGAGUCCACCAAGAGCGAGCAUGGUUGUGAAGGACUGUGUUAAAGCUUGCCUGGAUUCAACAUACAAAUAUAUUUUUGAUAACUGUCACGAACUGUACAACCAGCUGCUGGACCAGAGCCGGAAGCAGGAUAUUCCCCGUGAGGAGCAAGGACCAUCAAUCAAGAACCUAGACUUCUGGCCCAAACUGAUCACCCUCAUGGUGUCUGUGAUCGAUGAGGACCGUACUGCAUACACCCCCGUCAUUAACCAGUUUCCACAGGAGCUGAACGUGGGCAAGAUCAGCUCUGAAAUCACAUGGAACCUCUUUGCCUUGGACAUGAAGUAUGCUAUGGAAGAGCACGACAAGCACCGCCUAUGCAAAAGUACUGAAUACAUGAAUCUCCACUUCAAAGUCAAAUGGUUCUAUAAUGAGUAUGUCCGUGACCUGCCGGCCUUUAAAGGUGUCCCACCCGAAUAUUCUCUCUGGUUCGAGCCAUUUGUAAUUCAGUGGUUGGAUGAGAAUGAGGAUGUUGCCAUGGAUUUCCUAAACGGUGCACUGGAAAGGGACAAGAAAGAUGGGUUCCAGCAGACGUCAGACCACGCCCUGUUUUCCUGUUCAGUGGUGGAUGUAUUCACUCAACUCAACCAGAGCUUUGAGAUUAUCAAGAAGCUGGAGUGUCCAAACCCACAGGCUCUGGCUCAUUUCAUGUGCCGCUUUGCGAAGACUAUCAACAAAGUUCUUCUGCAGUAUGCUGCAAUCAUAUCCAAGGACUUUCAUUUGUAUUUAGCUAAAGAGAAUGUGCCGUGCAUUCUUCUCAACAACAUUCAACAAUUGCGAGUCCAACUGGAGAAGAUGUUUGAGUCAAUGGGUGGCAAACAGGAAGAGGGGGUUGUGUCCUUCUGUAAGCUGGAUGCAGAGGCCAGUGAUCUGCUGAAAGAACUGCAAAAUAAACUCAACACAGUGCUGGAUGAGCUCAGCGGAGUGUUCGGAUCAAGUUUCAAACCUGUAAUAGAAGACUGUGUAAAGCAAAUGAACACAGAGCUGGUGCAGAUGAAAGGUCCAAUCAAAGGCAGUAACCCCGCGAUGGAUGCUGAGACUGUUCUACGACCGCUCAUGGACCUCCUGGAUAAAAACUUGAUGUUAUUUGCCAAGAUCUGUGAGAAGACUGUUUUGAAGCGGGUCCUAAAAGAGCUUUGGAAGAUAGUGUUGAAUACUAUAGAGAGAACCAUCGUUUUGCCACCGCUGAGUGACCAAAGUCAAGGAGCUCAGAUGAUCUUCAGUGCUGCCAAGGAUCUAGGACAACUUUCCAAAUUGAAGGAGCAUGCUUUUCGAGAGGAAGCCCGGAGUUUAACUCCACGACAAUGUGCAGCCAUGGACUUGGUGCUUCCCACCAUCAAGCAAUAUUUCCAUGCUGGUGGAAAUGGACUGAAGAAAACCUUCUUGGAAAAGAGUCCUGAUAUGAAGUCGCUCAAAUACGCUCUCAGCCUUUACACUCAACCUACAGAUGCCUUGAUCAAGAAAUAUAUAUGCACGCAAACCUCUCAAGGUCAGUCAUCCAAUGGAUCAGUGGGGGAGGUGUCAAUGCAAGUGAAUCUCAUCUCUCAUCCUGGCACCGGGGAGCACAAAGUCAGCGUCAAGGUGGUGGGGGUGAACAACCUCAUAUGGCAGACCAACGCCAUGUUCCGACCGUUUGUGGAAGUGAACGCCGUUGGACCACACCUGGCUGACAAGAAACGCAAAUUCAGCACCAAGACCAAGAACAACAAUUGGUCACCAAAGUACAACGAAACAUUCCAGUAUGUCCUGAGUAAUGAACACGGUCCGGAGUACUACGAGCUGCAUGUCUCAGUGAAGGACUACUGUUUUGCACGGGAGGAUCGCAUCAUAGGCAUGACUGUCAUUCCACUGCGAGAGCUGGCUGACUCAGGCAGCUGCUCAGCCUGCUACCCUCUGGUCAAGAGCAUCUGUAUGGACGAAACUGGCCUCACAAUCAUGAGGAUACUCUCCCAAAGGACCAACGACGAAGUGGCUAAAGAGUUUGUGCGCUUAAAGACGGACACGCGCUCAGCGGAGGAGGUGUCAUAACUGUGCUAAAUGCAGUAUUAGGAUUUGAAGAGUUGUCAUGUCUUAAGCUAGUAAGUACACAGGUAUGAAGCAGUAGCAACAGAUGUUCAGUCAGGAAAGGGCUGGAAUCAGCAGGUGGAGGAGAUUUCCAAAGAAUCAGAGAGUGGAGUCACAGGCAGCGAGCGGGCGUGCGCGAGAGAGAGAGAGUUGUGUUUGUUUGUUUGUUUUGUGCAUGUGCGUAACAUCUGUUGGAAUGUUCAUUUUAAACUACAGUAUGUACAAGUGUUUACUUACCGUAUGCUUACUAUUAAGUACUAUAUUCUACAAAUUAUGUUACUGAGACAUGAAAAACCUUUUGUACAACAUUUAGUCUUUUUGAACUGAGAUUCGUUCCAAUGAAGUGCCAAACCAGUGAAAAAAGAACAAACCAACAUAUAUGAAAUAUGGUGAACAUAGUAUGUUUGAAAAUUUGCUCGAUUCUUUUGUCCGGUGUAAGUCAGUUUCUGGCUGUGUGGCGUUCUGAUUGUUGCAGAGUUUUUCGUUUUUGACCUUGUUUGGCUUCACGUUCUUCCACACAGCACUGUUGUGCAUGUCUUUUCUGGGCCAUGUCUCUCCCAUGAUUCCACAGUGACCAUCGAGCAGGGUCCUACCCCUUGCCUUCAAACUCUUUGUAUUUUAAGUCGUCCUAAAAGAUGUUUUUUUAAAUGGCGAUGACUGCUAUGUAAACCUUCAUAGGUGUUUGUAAUUUUAUAAUCAUGACAACAAUGACGACAGCCUCCAGUGCUAAAGUUCUGAUCGGAUGGAGAGGGUUCUUUUUCUUUGGAUUCACACUCAUUGGUUUUGCCAUCAGCUUCCAGCCUUUCUGAAUGACCACUGUGAACAUGAGCUUUGGAAGGCAAGCUUACAAGACAUUGGUAACAGUAUAUUUUUCUUUGGAUUUAUAUGAUAACUUUGUUUCUGAUAAACUGCCAAAGUUAUAUAAAAUAUUUGUACAAAGCAAUCCAUUUCAUGUAUGGAGUUCUAUAUGUACAUGUUAUUUAUUUCAUUUACAAAGCUUAAUAUUUGAUUGUUGAUAGAGCAGUAAUAAGACUUUAUUUUUUUGCUGUAAAACAGAUCAAAGUUGCACAUGUUACUUUAUCACACAGUUCUAUCUGCUUUGAUCAUUGAUUUAAAUUAUUUUUCUUCAUAAAGGAAA